Messenger RNA from Synchiropus splendidus (mandarinfish), 1795 nucleotides. RefSeq names its product carboxypeptidase Q-like. Gene Ontology annotation, molecular function: metallodipeptidase activity. The transcript is spliced from 12 exons. Gene Ontology annotation, biological process: proteolysis; peptide catabolic process. The coding region runs from base 205 to 1677 and encodes 490 amino acids. The record is from RefSeq and is a predicted model, not a curated record. NCBI's taxonomy places the organism in Eukaryota, Metazoa, Chordata, Actinopteri, Syngnathiformes, Callionymidae.
AUUUCCGUGAUUGCUUAUUUUGAACUCGAUCCACUUCAAGUGAAACCAAGUUGGCCUGGAAAAGUUGCCUUUGAAGCCUGAACCGUCCUCAUCGAACUUAUUUUAGACGUGACCGUGUCGACCGGAAGUUCCUCUGUGAUGCGUCGUCAGUGGCCACUUGAUGGACGCCAGCUUUAUUGUCGAUAACCAGUCGCUUGUUUAAAGAUGUUGCGAGUGGCUCUGCAGGUCAGCUCCCUCCUGGUGGGACUCUCCGUUCUCCUGCCCGUGGUCACAUGUCUCCGCCACCAUGGUCUUCCUCUCAGACCGGAGCUGGGUUCAUCCAACCACUCGGCUGCGACAGAUGUGGUGGCAGAAGUGGCCCGUUACGCAGAUGCCGCCAAACAAAUCAUCGACCUGGCCGUGUUCGGCGCCGCUCGGAAUCGCUCGUACAGACGUCUGGCCGACUUCACCGACGCCAUCGGCCACCGCGUCAGCGGCUCGCAGAACCUGCAGCUGGCCAUCAAAUACAUGCAGAAGGCUUUGACGGAGGACGGGCUGGACGUGCACCUGGAGCCUGUCAAAAUUCCUCACUGGGUGAGAGGCAAGGAGAGCGCCGAGAUGAUUCUGCCUCGAGCCAAGAGUCUGGCCAUGCUGGGGCUCGGGGGCAGUGUUGGGACGCCGCCUGAAGGCAUCACGGCUGAUGUGCUGGUGGUUCAGUCCUUCGAGGAACUGAAGCGCAGAUCCAGUGAGGCCAAAGGGAAAAUCGUGGUCUACAACCAGCCGUUUGUCAGUUACGGGUUGACAGUGGCUUACCGAGAGUUUGGCGCCUCCGAAGCGUCGAAGGUCGGCGCUGUGGCUUCGCUCAUCCGAUCCGUCACGCCCUUCUCUAUCAACAGUCCCCACACAGGCUGGCAGGACUACCAGGCUGGAGUCAGGCGCAUCCCCACGGCUUGCAUCACAGUGGAGGACGCCGAGCUGAUGUGGCGGAUGGCUCAGAGGGGGCAGCGGAUCACUGUCCGGCUCACCAUGGCGGCACAGACGCUCCCAGACGCCGACUCUUUUAACACUGUGGCUGAGAUAAAGGGAUGGCAGCACCCGGAGCAGGUCGUCUUACUGAGCGGCCAUCUGGACAGUUGGGACGUGGGGCAGGGUGCGAUGGAUGAUGGAGGCGGAGUCAUGAUCACCUGGGAGGCUCUGUCACUCAUCAAAGAUCUAGGCCUGCGUCCGAGGAGAACCCUGAGAGCAGUGCUGUGGAGCGCCGAAGAACCCGGGGGCGUCGGAGCACAGCAGUAUUUUGAUCUGCACAAAGUUAACAUAUCCAACUUCGACGUCGUCAUGGAGUCUGACAUGGGGACGUUCAGCCCAGUUGCUCUGCAGUUCACAGGAAGUGACGCCGCACGAAAGGUGAUGGCAGAAGUGGUGAAGCUGCUGGCUCCCAUUAACAUGACCAGACUGGAGCCUCAUGGGGAAGGCACCGACAUCGCGCCGUGGAUCGUGGCAGGAGUCCCAGCCUCCAGCCUCCGAGUGGCUGACGAGCGAUAUUUUUGGUUCCACCACUCUGAAGGUGACACCAUGAGCGUCCAGGACCCCGGACAGAUGGACCUGUGCUCGGCAGUGUGGGCCGUGGUGGCGUUUGUGGUGGCUGACCUCCAGGACAUGCUGCCCAGACAAGUGGACUUCCUCCUAUGGCCCAGAUAAGGCACGUGAAGUGGACUGUCAGCGGCGGCGGUGGGAUGAAUGAGGCCGGGGCCAGAGAAUAAGAAGCUAGACGUGAAGAGCUUCAAUAGCAAUUCACUUGGUUGGUCACGCAGUCCUG